CCAUGGUAGCAUGAGGUUGGCGGGCUGUUGUUCCUGAGUGUGCUGGAUGUAUUUGUUUGAAAACGUUGCUGCUGAACUGGUGACCAACACUUUUUUAGCCAAGUAACUCACCAACACGCGGUUUCUUUUCAGUCGGGUACGUUUAGUGGUGUGAGCCCAGUCAUGCCGUCCAGUGCUGGACCCAGCAGCCCCGCCGCUGCACUCGCCGAGGCGCUGGAAAACUCUGGCCGGCUGAUCGACAGACAUCUGCAGGAUGACCGCUGCUUUCCCGACCUGUCAGAGCUGCUCAACGUCCCCUCUCACAAUAUGCCGUCCCUCUCUGGAGUGUCGGACAUGGACUAUCCCCUCCAGGGAGCAGGUUUACUGAGUGUGCCCAACCUCCCGGAGCUCAGUGCAGUCCGCAGAGUCCCUCUACCACCAGAACUGGUGGAGCAGUUCAGCCAUAUGCAAUGUAACUGCAUGAUGGGAGUGUUUCCUGAGCUGUGUCGAGCGUGGCUUGCUAUUGACAACGACAUAUUCAUGUGGAAUUAUGAAGACGGAGGAGAUGUGGCCUAUUUUGACGGCCUUAUUGAAACUAUUCUGGCAGUCGGUCUUGUAAAACCUAAACAAGGGAUUUUACAGCCACACAUUCACUACCUCUUAGUAUUGGCCACCUCUGUGGAUGUAGUGAUCCUGGGACUGAGCUUCCCUAAGGGUCAAACUGGGUUGAAUGACAGCAUGUCUGGUGGGAUGCAGCUGCUUCCAGACCCGCUCUUCUCCAUCCCAACAGACAACACAUACAUCCAGUCCAUCACUUCUACAGACCUGGGUCGCAUCUUUAUGGCAGGAAAGGACGGCUGUCUCUAUGAGAUAGCUUACCAGGCUGAAGCAGGCUGGUUGAGCCAGCGUUGCAGAAAAAUCAACCACUCCAAAAGCUCGCUAUCCUUCCUCGUCCCCUCUGUGCUCCAGUUCUCCUUCUCUGAAGACGACCCCAUUAUGCAGAUUGCUGUCGACAACUCCCGAAACAUACUCUACACACGCUCAGAGAAAGAUGUCCUGCAGGUGUAUGAUCUGGGUGCUGAUGGGCAGGGUAUGGGUCGUGUGGCAACAAUGUCACAGAGCACCAUUGUUGCAGCUGCUGGAAACAUUGCCAGGACAAUUGAUCGUUCUGUCUUCAAACCCAUUGUCCAGAUCUCUGUGAUUGACAGAUCUGAGUCCUCAGACUGUCACCUGCUCGCUGUCACACAUGCAGGCGUGCGUCUCUACUUUAGUACUACACCUUUUGCCCCGCCACACCACAAGCAUAUGGCUGUUCGACCGAGCCUGCUAGCUUUGGUUCAUGUCCGUUUGCCUCCAGGGUUUUCUGCAUCUUCUACCUUGCAGAAACCUGCAAAGGUCCACAAGGCACUACACAGCAAAGGUGUUCUGUUAAUGGCUGCUUCUGAGACUGAAGACAGUGAAGUUUUGUGGUGCAUCAACCACGACUCCUUCCCCUUCAAGAAACCCUUGAUGGAGACUCAGAUGAUGUCUAAUGUCGAUGGACACUCUUGGGCUCUUUGUGCCCUUAAUGAGGAGAGGCCAAUCAAGAUUUGGACUCCUCUGAACAAGGAUCAAAUCCCCAUCACUGAUUCACCCGUGGUGGUCCAGCAGCACAAUGUCCCUCCUCAGAAGUUUGUUCUUCUUUCUGCAAAGGGGAGUCACAUCUUCCAGAAACUGCGCCCAGUAGACCAGCUCCGUCACCUGCUGGUGAGCUGCGCUGGAGGAGAAAGUGAAGAGAUUGAACGAUUCUUCAAGCUGCACAGGGAGGAGCAGGCGUGUGGCACAUCACUGAUCCUAGCUUGUUCCACUGCUGCUUGUGACAGAGAGGUUUCACAGUGGGCCACCAGAGCCUUCUUCAGAUAUGGAGGAGAAGCACAGAUGAGAUUCCCUGCAGCCAUGACGUCUCCCAGUACUGUAGGACCCGUGAUGAGCUCUCCAGCACCAGGCAUUGUGCCUCCAGCUUUGGCUACUCCUUUCACACCAAUGUCCUCUGGCUCUGCCCCCAUUGCACCCAUGUCCGCUGGCCCAGAGGUGAUUUUCUCAGGGAAACACAACGGCAUCUGCAUCUACUUUGCUCGCAUUCUUGGAAAUAUAUGGGAUGGGAGCCUUGCUGUUGAGAAAAGCAUUAGCAAAGGAAAUCAGACUGUUAGUAUUUUGGAAAGCAGCGUCGGUUCAUUCGAUCUGGAGUCGGUCCUCGUGGAGCUCUGUGGUUUGCGGGAGUUUCUUGAUAAAAACUCACAGUUCAGUCCAUCCUCUCUCGGUGGUGCAAGCUUCAGCUCCCCUGCCAACCUGCAGCAAAGGCUGCUGGGAUUUAUGCGUCCUGAUGGUGCCAACUCUCAGCAGGUCCAGCAGGAGCUCCAGAGGAAAUAUCACACCAAGGCUCAGGUCUAUGAGAAAGUUUCCCUGCAGGGCAUCCAGCAGUUAGUGCAUCGCUCCUAUCAGACUCUGGCUCUCUGGAAACUUCUCUGUGAUCAUCAGUUCAGCCUCAUUAUGUCUGAACUGCCAAAGGAGUUUCAAGAUCAGAUGAAGGGAGCAAGUUUUAAGGAUGUUGUGAUCCAGGGGAAGGAGCUGUCUGGGGCGCUCGUCACAGCACUCAUUAACGUCUACAUCAAAGAUAAUGCCUCUGUGGAUGCUAUCAGCAAUCACCUGCGGGACAUUUGCCCUCUGCUGUACAGCAGUGAUGAUAGCGUUUGCUCCAAGGCUAAUGAGUUGCUGCAGAGCUCGAAACAGAUCCAGAAUAAAGUGGAUAAAGAAAGAACACUGAGAGAGUCUCUACGGCUCUACCAACAGAUCAGCCAGCAUACAGACCUGCCGCUCGUCUGCUCGCAGUACAGACAAGUGCGAUUCUACGAGGGGGUCCUUGAGUUGUGCCUCACAGCAGCAGACAAGAAAGAUCCACAGAGACUGGGGCCCCACUUCUACAAGAACGGAGAGCCUGAAGAGGACCUAGUGGGACAGCAAGCCUUCCAGGAAAGACUUUCAUGUUAUAAGUGCAUCACAGACACCAUGCAGGAGCUGGUGAACCAGAGCAAAGCUGCUCCUCAGUCCCCCAGUGUACCAAAGCAGCCCGGUCCUCCUGUCAUGACAUCUGACCCGAACAUGCUCAGUAACGAAGAAGCUACAGCCCACUUUGAGCAGAUGCUUGGUCUGGCCCAGAGGUCUCAGGACGAGCUGUUUCACAUCGCUCUGUACAACUGGCUGAUUCAGGCCGACCUGACUGACAAGCUGCUAGAGGUGAAUUCUCCAUACUUAGAGGAACAUCUGAUGCACAUGAUCAAACAGGAUCAGAGUAAAGUGCACAACAUGGACCUGCUGUGGCGCUACUAUGAGAAGAACCGUAACUUUGGCAAGGCAGCUCAUGUACUGGCCCGCCUCGCUGACAUGCCCAGCACCGAGAUCUCUCUGAAGCAGCGUUUGGAGUACAUCGCCCGAGCCAUCCUUUCUGCAAAGAGUUCUUCCUGCAUCUCAGCUCAGGCAUCAGAUGGAGAGUUCCUUCAUGAACUGGAGGAAAAGAUGGAGCUUGUACGCAUCCAAGUCCAGAUUCAGGAGACCCUGAUCAGACAGUACUCCCAUCAUCCCUCAGUGAAAAAUGUCAUCUCUCAGUUGGACUCAGAGCUAAUGGACAUCACCAAGCUGUACGGGGAGUUUGCCGACCAUUUCAAAUUAUCUGAGUGCAAACUGGCCAUCAUUCACUGCGCAGGACACUCUGACCCGAUCCUAGUGCACUCCCUCUGGCAGGAAAUCAUGGAGAAAGAGCUGGGAGACACAGUGGCCAUGAGUCCAGCAGACAUGAUGAGAUCCCUCAGUUUGAAACUGGUAUCACUGGGGAAGAUUUAUGCUGGAACACCAAGAUAUUUCCCCCUGGAGUUCUUGGUGAAGUUUCUGGAGCAGGAGGUGUGUCGGUUGAACUGGGAUGUAGGCUUUGUCACCUCAACUAUGCAGGAGAUCGGGGUACAGCUGCCACGUCUUUUGGAGGUCUACGACCAGCUCUUUAAAACUCGGGAUCCCUGCUGGCAGCGGCUGAAGAAACCUCUGCACUUGGUGGAGUGUAUCCAUGUGCUUCUGUCAGGUUAUGUGGAUGACCCCAGCAGAGUACCAACCUAUGACAGGCGCCGAUUCACUAACGUGUGCCUUGAUAACAUUUGUGGAUACCUUGUGGAGCUGCAGUCUCUGAGCCCGAACGCCGCUCUUCAACAGACUAUCGGCAACUUCAAGUCGCUGCAGGCAAAGCUGGACAAACUCCACUGAUGUCGCUGAUUAUUGUUCUUCAUCAGGACAACGGAUCAGGUGACCGUUGGAUCUUGCACUGUUGCCUUAAUUAAACAGCUGAUUUAAAAGUAUGAUUACAUUAUCUGCAAGCUCAGCACAUUGAUGUUUGUACAGGCCUUUUUCACCAAACACAUUUUGACACGUUGGAGACGGAUAAUUCUUUAAGAUAAUUGGUUUCAGGCUCACUGGGACACCUGAAUAGAGCUGAGCCAAUGUUGAUGUUAUUAGUAACACCUGAGCUUUUUCCUACCAUGCAAAAUCAAGAUGUCUGCUGUGAAAAAGGCCUAUUACACAGUACAGUUUGCCUCUUUUUCUCCUCUGUAGUCUGUUGUGUGACAGCCUGGCAUGCUCCCCGUGUUAUGAGACAGUGAAAGUAUGUGACCGUGAAGAUGAGAAGCCUGAAGAGACAAUUUUUUUAUAACUUAUUUAAUGCAUUUUGUUCUAAGUCUAAACACAUAUGCUUACAAUACAACUUUGAAAAAAACAAAGACACUGUUGGUCAUUUGCAUUGUGUGCAAAUAGCUGAGUCAGAUAUCUAAAAAACUGACAGGAUAUUUGAGUUACAUGUGUUUCUACGAACAUGAAGUCAGACUUCUCACUCUGAAUUUUACAAGUCAGUUUUCUUAAAUGAAAAAUGCACUUAAUGAUGAUUGAUUGAUGAUUUCGGGAUAUUUUGAUAUUAAUCCACUUUUCAGACUGAAACCUUUCUUUUUCAUCACAAGGGGGGGAAUGAUUUUUAUUGUUCUACGUUUCACUCCAAACAAAACAGUUCAGUGUUGGAUGUUGUAAUUAUGUACAUAAACCUGGCCAUGAUGUUGUCUCUUCUGCCAAAAAGUCAUUCAAACUUUGAAUGCCAAAGGUCAUUCAAACUUUAUUUUCAUGUGUAAUUUACAUUUAACAUUUUCUACUUGGCUGAUAAAUUUAAACAGUUCUGUUGUGAGUAUGAGUGCUUUGAUUGAUUGUUAUGAAUGUAGAACAAUUUUUUUUUUAAUGGUGCUGUUCACAGUGCUUCACUAAAAACUUUUGGCCUGCAUAGAAGAAAAAAAAAAAUCCAUAAAACUUUUUUAUAAAGAUAUAAAAUGUGUCAUUGCUUUUGUUGUGUAUGAGGAUGUCUUGAAAAACACUACACCAACUAGUUGUUACCUGCAAACCGAACAAACUGGUGUGUCCUUCAAGUUCAAGUCAUCAGCAGGAAGCAGCAUUAAAUUGCUGUGUUUUUUAUAAUGUGACGCUGCAAAGGGAGUCAUUAAAUGAAGUUAAUGACAUCACUGUUUGUGUUUAUGUUAUUAUCUUUAAUUGAAAAUGGCACUCAGGGUUUCUCACAGUCAUCAGCAACAGGGCAGUAAUUGCUAAUGGUCCUUUUUUCUCCAAUUAGCGAUGUACUUAAGCACACAAUUAUGUUUUAAUUUUUUAGUUUUAUUAAAACGAAUAAAAUAAUUUUGACUUGA
Molecule: messenger RNA, 5735 nt
Organism: Scomber scombrus (Atlantic mackerel)
Lineage: Eukaryota; Metazoa; Chordata; Actinopteri; Scombriformes; Scombridae
Gene: nup155
Product: nucleoporin 155
Exons: 34
Coding region: 163-4266 (1367 amino acids)
Biological process (GO): transcription-dependent tethering of RNA polymerase II gene DNA at nuclear periphery; protein localization to nuclear inner membrane; protein import into nucleus
Cellular component (GO): nuclear pore inner ring; nuclear pore
Molecular function (GO): structural constituent of nuclear pore
Source: RefSeq, a predicted model, not a curated record